AUGGCCCAAGGAGGUCUGAAGUCUUCGGCCCGCCCUGCGCCGACGGGCAAGCCGAAGCAACAGAAGCAGAAGAAUACCCAGCGAGUGGCGAAGCCUCAGAAGGCCAAGAAGGGCAUGGCGGCAGACAAGAUGCAAAAGAAGUUUGCGGCCGGCCUGGUCACGCAGACGGAGAAGCUUCUUGGCGAGCGCGCUGGCCACCUUGAACUCAUCGGCAAGGGCAAGAAGGCGAAGAAGGAGGAGAAGGGAUUUAAGGGUGGCAGCCGCAAGUACGGCUAA
This is a messenger RNA of Colletotrichum truncatum, 276 nucleotides long. Its product is annotated as kinetochore protein. NCBI's taxonomy places the organism in Eukaryota, Fungi, Ascomycota, Sordariomycetes, Glomerellales, Glomerellaceae. The record is from RefSeq and is a predicted model, not a curated record.